Motacilla alba alba is the source of this 1705-nucleotide messenger RNA. It is a transcript of the gene JMJD4, whose product is annotated as jumonji domain containing 4. Gene Ontology annotation, biological process: negative regulation of gene expression; positive regulation of translational termination; protein hydroxylation. Bases 330 to 1607 code for a protein of 425 amino acids. NCBI's taxonomy places the organism in Eukaryota, Metazoa, Chordata, Aves, Passeriformes, Motacillidae. The record is from RefSeq and is a predicted model, not a curated record. The transcript is spliced from 7 exons. Gene Ontology annotation, cellular component: nucleus; cytoplasm. Gene Ontology annotation, molecular function: histone H4R3 demethylase activity; sequence-specific DNA binding.
CCGGCCCCCACCCGCCCGACGCAGAGGUUCCGGCGGCGCCAGCCAUAGCCUGUCAUUGUCGCCGCCGACGAGGCCAUUCGAGCCGCGGGGCUGCCCCGAGGGGAGCGGGGGACAGAACCAGCUCUGACAAGCGGAAAAAAACAUCCACAGGGCGAUUCCCAACUCUCCCAAAAACCAUGGAAAAUCCAAGUUAUCCCAACACUCGUUCCCCAUCAAGUUCCCCAUGAUCUUCCGCACGUUUAAAGCCUCAAAUCCCAUUUUUAGCAGGGAUUUUUUGGGAUUAUUUUUCCAAAUUCCUUGGCUCAGCCAGGAAUUUUUUUCCAGCCUGCAUGGACAGAGCAACCUUUGCCUGUUCCACCGCUUUUUUCCGGGAUUUUGGGAAUUCUUCUCCGGGUGCUCUUCCCGGGGGCCACGUGGAUUUUAUUGACAAAGCAGAUUCCUUCACUUAUUCCGAUUUUUUCCGGGAUUAUCUCAUUCCCAACCACCCCUGCAUUUUCUCAGCCAAGUUCACCGAGGAUUGGGGCAGCAGGAAAAAUUGGGUGACGUGGGAUGGGAAACCCAACUUUGAGCAUCUCCUGCAGGAGUUUGGAGAAGCCGUGGUGCCCGUUGCCAACUGCGAUGUCAAGGAAUACAAUUCCAACCCCAAGGAGCAGCUGCCCUUCAAGGAAUACGUGGAAUACUGGCGGGAAUACAUCAGGAACGGCUACCGCUCCUCCCGGGGCUGCCUCUACCUCAAGGACUGGCACCUGAGCAGAGCUUUUCCAGAGCAGGAUGUUUACACCACUCCCGUGUAUUUUUCCUCGGAUUGGCUCAACGAGUAUUGGGAUGCCGUGGCCGUGGAUGAUUUUAGGUUCGUCUACAUGGGACCCAAGGGAUCCUGGACGCCGUUCCACGCCGACGUCUUCCGCUCCUACAGCUGGUCAGCCAACGUCUGCGGCAGGAAGAAAUGGCUCCUGUAUCCCGCGGGACAGGAGGAAUUCCUGAAGGAUCGCCACGGGAAUCUCCCCUUCGACGUGACGGCUCCGGAUCUCCGGGAUAAGAGGAUUUAUCCGCGCUACAGCCAGAGCCAACCCCCUCUGGAAAUUGUCCAGGAAGCCGGAGAGAUCGUCUUCAUUCCCAGCGGGUGGCACCACCAGGUUUAUAACCUGGAAGACACCAUCUCCAUCAACCACAACUGGGUCAACGGCUGCAACGUGGCCGUCAUGUGGUGCUUCCUGCAGGAUGAGCUGGCGGCCGUCCAGAGGGAAAUCAGCCAAUGGAAAGAUCCCAUGGACGACUGGCACCUCCAGUGCCAGCUGAUCAUGAAAUCCUGCACGGGCAUCGACUACAAGGAAUUCUACAACUUCCUCAAAGUCAUCGCGGAAAACCGGAUCUCCGUCCUGGAGAAGGGCCUGGAUGAGGAAUCCUCAUCCCAGAACAAUUCCAAAGCUGCCAUUUCCACCCUGGGAAUGCUGCACGCCGUGUUCGACCUCAAGAGGACGGUGAAGGUGCUGAGCUCGUUGAGCGCUAACGAGGAUUUCCGGAAGCUGGAUCUGACUUCCCUGUCUCCUUCUCCGGAGGCUCUGCUCCAGCACCUGGAAUCGGCCAUCGACACGGCCCUGCUCUGAAUUCCCGCUUUUCCAAGAUGUUUUCCAGAGGGUUUGGAGGAAAUGGACUUGGACAAGAGCUUUGCUCCAGUGGGAGGAGGGAGAAUAGAAGGAGGGAG